CCCAGAUGUGAGCGCAUCUGCGGCGGGCAAACCCCUCUGUCCUCAGGGCAGGCAGUUUGGGCAUGCUUGGAAACGGAAAGGGGGGCGGGGGGAAAGCAUUUCCCACGUUCGUGUUCACAGCGCACAUACCCUGCCUUUUGCAUGUUGCACAGAUGUUUAAUUACUAAAUUGGAAAGGUGUGAGAGGCAACCCAUUUUUUUUCCCCCCACCUGAGAGACCGAAAUGAAACAUCCUGGGACAGAAUGGGACAGUCACCUUGCUACAUCCCUCCCCUUACCUUCAGAGAGGGAUCAUCUUCGACCCAGGAUAGAUCUGGUUGUGUUUAUGAUUGACAUCAAGAGCAAAUACAGCUUGAAGAAUGUUGAAACUUCCCUAGCUUAUGUGGAUGCCAGCUACUUCCUGGGGAAAGUGUGCUUUCUUGUUACUGGGGUUGGCAGGAAGAAUGAUUGCAGCAUUGAGACGAACGCUGUCUGUAAAUUAGGAGAAGCCUACUGCAGUCCUGUGCUAUUCUGUGAGCUGGAGUUGGAAGGUGUUCGAGUUGCUACUGCUCAACGACUUGUGCGGAUGUUAGGGAUCUGCGCUGGUCACAUACCGGGAGUUUCUGCCUUGUCCUUUGUCUCGCUGAUGAGGAAGUCUAAUGAUGAUUAGCUUCUCAUUGUGAUACUUCACACACAUUCAUCAGGUUUUUUUCAUGUCAGGCAUUCAAGCUGCUGCAGUUGGAAUCACAUUGGGAAGCUUUUUUUGAGUGACUGGUCAUGGCCACUCAUCCAGAACUGUUCCUAGUUGCUUACCUCUCGAUAAAAGUUUGAUUCCUAUUCAGUGGAUAACAUAUAGGGAGGGCAGUUUGAAUUGGGGAUUCCCAUCCAUUAGUACCUCUGAAUCCCAUUUCAUGAUCAAGUUUGAGUUUUUUUCCACUUGGCCAGUGGCCAGGAGCUAUAUGUUUUUCUGAGAGAAUAUUAGAAGAACAGGCUACUGUCUCCAGAGAUGAGGCAGCAGGCUCCUUCUUCCAGUUGAAAUGCAGCACCUUAGUCUAAUGUGAAACCUUGCUGCCAGGUUUUCUGUCCACCAAGAGAAGAAUGGGGAAGGAAGGCUGGCCUGCAGCUUCUAGAUAGACUGCACUUGGCAGUUAAUGAUCCAGCUGUGUGAGCAUCUGCCCAGCAAAGGACUCACUAUUUCCAUGUCUGGUCCCUAAUUGGGAAGGAAGUGACUAAAGAAGAUAAACAAUCUAGCACUUUUUCUUCAAGGAUCUAAAAGAAAGCUAAAGACUCCACCUGUCAAGCCCAAAGACAACCCCAGUAGUGCAGCCUCUGGGGCUGACCAGAGGUGAAACCCAGCAGCCAGGACCACAGCAGCACACAGAAAACAGGUUGUCUCAGCUGGUUUGGCAUAAGCUGUGUAUAAUCCCUUUACUAACAGGUUCUGACCAGCUGGAAGUUCUGCCUUGUACUUACUGCAAGUCAUUAAGGUUUGAGAGUUGUAAUUUAAUAAAACAAGUAAUAUGUAA
Serinus canaria (Common canary) is the source of this 1504-nucleotide messenger RNA. It is a transcript of the gene CENPM, whose product is annotated as centromere protein M. Bases 223 to 648 code for a protein of 141 amino acids. The transcript is spliced from 5 exons. Lineage: Eukaryota; Metazoa; Chordata; Aves; Passeriformes; Fringillidae. The record is from RefSeq and is a predicted model, not a curated record.